AAAAAAACGGUUACCCAGCAACGAGAAAAACAACCGGAACCAUCGGCCCCGACUCGGAGAGAAGGUGGAGGUACCAUAGGCAGUUCUUCCCAAGGAGAUGUCUAUUCCAUUCUCCAACACCCACUACCGAAUUCCACAAGGAUUUGGGAAUCUUCUUGAAGGGCUGACACGCGAGAUUCUGAGGGAGCAACCAGAGAAUAUACCAGCUUUUGCAGCAGCAUAUUUUGAGAACCUUCUAGAGAAAAGAGAGAAAACCAACUUUGAUCCAGCAGAAUGGGGGUCUAAAGUAGAUGACCGUUUCUAUAACAACCAUGCAUUCAAGGAACAAGAAUCAUCUGAAAAAUGUAAGACUGAACAAGAAAAACCUCAGGGAUCUGGGAAAGAGGAAGAGACACCAGUCACCGCAAUAGCAUCUUCUGAGGAAGAGAAGGAAAAAGAAGAGGUUGCUGCUCUCAAAAUCCAAGCAGCCUUCCGAGGACACAUGGUCAGAGCGGAGAUAAAGAAAAUGAAAUCAGAUGUCACCCAAAAUGAGAAUACGGAAUAAAACAAAUGAAAAUACUGGUUUUACCUCCAUAAAAUGUGAAGGAUAAUCGAAAUUCAUCAACCUUGUUGUGAUUAUCAUUUUCUCCGUAGAAGGGAGAUUUGAUGUUGUGAAAUGACAGUUGUAGCUGUUGUGAAAA
Molecule: messenger RNA, 680 nt
Organism: Nycticebus coucang (slow loris)
Lineage: Eukaryota; Metazoa; Chordata; Mammalia; Primates; Lorisidae
Gene: SPA17
Product: sperm autoantigenic protein 17
Exons: 5
Coding region: 98-544 (148 amino acids)
Biological process (GO): binding of sperm to zona pellucida
Cellular component (GO): sperm fibrous sheath; membrane; cytoplasm
Molecular function (GO): calmodulin binding
Source: RefSeq, a predicted model, not a curated record